Molecule: messenger RNA, 2512 nt
Organism: Carassius gibelio (silver crucian carp)
Lineage: Eukaryota; Metazoa; Chordata; Actinopteri; Cypriniformes; Cyprinidae
Product: arylamine N-acetyltransferase, pineal gland isozyme NAT-10-like
Exons: 2
Coding region: 279-1151 (290 amino acids)
Molecular function (GO): acetyltransferase activity
Source: RefSeq, a predicted model, not a curated record
AUAUUUUAUUUACACACAAUCACAUAAUUCUAUAGUUUGACAUACAUUAGUAAUUGUGCUGACUAGACAAAUUUAGAUUUUUUUUUUCUCAGCUUAUGUCUUUAAUAAUUCAUUUAUUUAAACCUGUGACACUGCAUUGUGGUUCAAGGGUUAACUCUUGGUUAUUCAACAUCAGUCCCUCACUCUGAAGAUGUUCACUCAGAGUCUUUGUGACACUUGCUUUGCUUGUCAGUAGAAAUUUCACUUGACAGCCCAUUAGCUUCAUCUAAGGGAAACUAAUGGAUCUAAGAGGGUACUUCAACAGGAUCGGGUUUACUGGACCAUAUGACAAACCUGAUCUGGAGACUUUACACACCAUCCAUAAGCUGCAUGUUAUGACCAUUCCAUUUGAGAACCUCAGCAUCCACUGUGGGGAGAAGAACACGACGGACCUGAACAUCAUCUAUGAUAAAAUAGUCAAAAGCAAACGUGGAGGCUGGUGUUGUGAAAACAACCUCUUGUUCUCAUGGGUCCUAAAGGAGAUGGGUUACAAAUACACCACACUAGGCUCCAAGGUGUUUAAUAAGUUCCAAAAUGGUUUUCACCCCGUGGACUCUCAUCUCAUCAAUAUGGUGGAGAUUGAUGGGAAGCCUUACAUUACUGACGUGAGCUAUGGAGUGUCAUGCCAACUGUGGUAUCCCUUAGAGAUGAUCUCGGGUAAAGAUCAGCCGCAGCCUCCAGGUGUGUUCCGCCUACUAAACGAUGGGAUGACGUGGGUCCUGGAGAAGUCUUCAAGAAAGCAAGUGGUUAAAGACAAGGCCUAUGCUCAUUCCAGCCUCAUUGACAGGCGUCUAACUAAGAAAAUGUAUUGCUUCCCAUUAACACCCCGUGAUAAAGAGCAUUUUGUGGAAACCCUGGAUUGCUUGCAGACCAGUCCUGAUUCUCGGUUUGUGCUGAAGUCCAUUUGCUCCCUUCAGACGCCCAACGGCUUCAGAGCUCUGAUUGGCUGGACUUACAGCGAGAUCACAUACAUCCCCGAGGAGGACUGUGACAUGGUGGAUAUGAAGGAAAUCCCUGACUGUGAAAUAGAAGCUGUGCUGAAGCAUAAGUUUAAUGUGGUGUUAGUUAAUAAGUUCACACCUAAAAACAAAAAAGCAAAUUAUUGCAUGUAAUACAGUACUACCAUGACCCAUAAGUAUUGUCAUGCAUCUCAGUGGACAAUACUUGUCACCAGAGAUGGAAAAAUUAUAAUCCAGUUCAUGCUUUAUAACUUUUAAUGACCUCAAAAACUGCAACAAAUAAUAAUAAUAAUAGUAAUAAUAAAAAAUUGAAUAAAAAGUAAAUAAAAUAAGCUUCUUUUGAAUAGCCUUUAAAGGACAAAAAUGUGUGCCAAAUGGGGUAGUUAUAGCAUCUACCAGCAGGGGCAUAGCAAAACUAUGAUCACUUGAGACAAAUUCUCAUACUUCCUUGAAUUGCCUUUUCUUUAGGAUGCAACAAACAGGUCUAACCAAUAGAAGAGUUUCUGUGAAAGAAAAGAGUUUCGGUGUGUCUCAAUACUUCUUAUUAUUUUGAAAAUAUUAUUUAACAUAGGAGUUAACCAUCACCAGUUGAUGUCAAAUAAAGUUCAGGUUAAGGUUAAGGUUAGAAUCACCCCUUUAAACCCCUAUAAUCAAAUCAAACCUUUACCUCUUCACUUACUAAUAAAGUCUGUAAAUAUUUGUCCAGGGUGCUGAUAAAACAGAACACAGAUAGCAUUGUGUGUUAAAACUGGUUACUAACAACAGGUCAGGUUAAUGUUUAAAUUCAGCAGUUUUGAGUUUGCCACAGUUAAGUAGUUUACAGGUAACAUACAGCUGACAAUUUCUCCAAAUAUUGCAAACUUGGAUUAAAAAGUGACCAAUUGUAAUGCAUCAAGUUAAUAAAUUAUAAUCUCUCUCUCAAUUAAUAACAGAAGGAAACUGCAUGUAAAGUAAAAUAAUUAUACAGAUUUUGAUUUAUAUGGGUUUAGUCAAGGCACAAUAUAUGUUUGAAAUAUAAAAUGAGAUGUAUUUUAAUUUACAUUUAAGUCAUGUCUCUUUUCUAGUUUUAUAUGUAUCUUUUGAAUUGAAGUCUUUUAUGUAAAUUUCCUUUACCUGGUGUUUUAUUUGUAUCCGAAAUGAGGAGAUGUGACCAACGGGAGUGCUGAACUCUCUCAUGCAGUGCAUGUUUCAUUCAUACUCAAAGCUAGAGGUCGCUCUCGCACAGAAAGUCCAAAAUAGACUUCUGGAAGUAAUAACUUAUGACGAGCAGGAAAACCCUUAUAUGAACCAAAGCAUCCAACUAUCGCUGUAGUUGAGCUGAAUACAAAACAGAAAUGUUACUGAUAAAACGUGAAAACAAUAAACAUGAUUGUGAAAGUAUAUGGUUCAUGUGUGUUUAUCAGGUUAUUUCCAGGUAAUAAAUAAAUAAACUAUUUGAAUAAUGCAGUACGGAUUGACAUAUCGUUUAGUAUAGAAUCUUUUAUAUACAGUACAUUUCCUUCCUUAUUCUUUGA